AGCAGGAAUAGAUUGGCGAACGGGGCAUCAGCAUAGGCAUAUAAGAAAAAGGGAUUAGCAUUAGCGUUAAAACUAAACAAAUGAAUGAGAAGCCUCUUCCUUAAGACAUCAGAAUCAGCAUCUCUUCUUCUUCCAACUUCUCCGGUGGCGGCUAGGGUUUUCUUCAACCAUCACUCACUCAGCUCUCGCUUCUUCACCAUCCGUUCCUCCGCUUCUUCAUUUUCAGCCUUCGCCAUGCCAGGCGUCGAUCCUCAACAGCUCGAGUGGCCGGCCACUAAAGUCCGCGACACCUUCUUCAAAUUCUUCGAAGACAAGAAUCACGUUUACUGGAAAUCCAGCCCCGUCGUGCCUCUCAGUGAUCCAACUCUCUUGUUCGCUAAUGCCGGCAUGAACCAGUACAAGCCGAUUUUUCUUGGGACGGCGGAUCCGAACACUCAAUUGAGUAAGCUAACACGUGCGUGUAACACACAGAAGUGUAUUCGCGCGGGUGGGAAGCACAAUGAUUUGGAUGAUGUAGGGAAGGAUACUUACCAUCAUACUUUCUUUGAAAUGUUGGGAAACUGGUCAUUUGGUGACUAUUUUAAGCAAGAAGCUAUUGAAUGGGCUUGGGAGCUUCUUACAAAAGUUUAUAGGCUACCUAGUGAUCGAAUUUAUGCUACUUAUUUUGGUGGAGAUGAGAGCGCGGGUCUUGUGCCUGAUACUGAAGCUAGACAGAUUUGGCUCAAGUUUCUACCUCCUAGUCGUGUUCUGCCUUUUGGUUGUAAGGAUAAUUUUUGGGAGAUGGGUGAUACUGGUCCUUGUGGGCCUUGCACUGAAAUUCACUUUGAUAGAAUUGGUAACCGCGAUGCUGCAUCAUUGGUUAAUAAUGACGAUCCUACAUGCAUCGAGAUAUGGAACCUUGUCUUUAUUCAGGCCGCUUUUGAUGGUACCGUUAUCCAUAGUUCUGAUACUAGUUCCAUACCACGCCUUGGAAGAGAGAGAGAUUAUCAGGUUUCAAAGUUUUCAAAGGGCUAUAGAUAUAUAGAAAGAGAGAAACUUGCUUGCUGGAUAUGGAAUCUAACUGAAUAUUUGCAGUCUUUUCCAUAUUCAUGA
Messenger RNA from Pistacia vera, 1092 nucleotides. RefSeq names its product alanine--tRNA ligase-like. Gene Ontology annotation, cellular component: mitochondrion; chloroplast. NCBI's taxonomy places the organism in Eukaryota, Viridiplantae, Streptophyta, Magnoliopsida, Sapindales, Anacardiaceae. Bases 85 to 1092 code for a protein of 335 amino acids. The transcript has 4 exons. Gene Ontology annotation, molecular function: ATP binding; nucleic acid binding; aminoacyl-tRNA deacylase activity. Gene Ontology annotation, biological process: alanyl-tRNA aminoacylation; tRNA modification. The record is from RefSeq and is a predicted model, not a curated record.